AUGAAGGCGGUGGCAAGCUUCAUCUCCUCCUCAGUCCCUCGUCUCCUUUUUCUUCUUCUUCUUGUGGGCAUUGUUGCAGAGGGAGAAGACAUUUUUCUGGAUUGGCACGUCGCGCUUAACACCACCAUCAAACCUGUUUCUGCGGAUCAGCCGGUGAUUACUAUCAAUGAUGAGUUCCCUGGACCUCUACUCAAUGCCACAACCAAUGACAUGGUUCAUGUUAAUGUCUUCAACCACAUGGAUUCUGAGCCACUUCUAAUUACUUGGAAUGGAAUACAGCAAAGGCUAAAUUCAUGGCAGGACGGAGUGUCGGGCACAAACUGCCCGAUCCAGCCCGGAAAGAAUUGGACUUACGUCUUUCAAAUCAAGGAUCAGAUUGGGAGCUUCUUCUAUUUUCCCUCCAUCAACUUUCAGAAAGCCGGCGGUGGGUUCGGGCCCAUUCGGAUCAACAAUCGGGCUGUCAUUACUGUGCCCUUCCCUAAACCGGAUGCCGAAUAUGAUCUCCUCAUUGGGGAUUGGUAUAACCAAAGUUUCCAGACAAUUCGGAGGGAAUUGGAUUUGCCAGAGACAAAACCACCAAAUAUGAUACUUAUGAAUGGCAAAGGAUCAUACCUGGACUCAAAAGCAAAAACUCAUGAAUCCUUCACAGUCACUAAAGGUAAAACCUAUAGGUUUAGGAUUUCAAAUGUGGGAACAACAUGGAGUGUGAACUUCAGGAUUCAAGAUCAUAGAAUGGAUGUGGUUGAGACAGAAGGAUCCUACGUUAACAAAUUAACGGUUGAUUCUCUUGACGUUCAUGUUGGGCAAUCAUACUCCGUUAUCGUCACGGCAGACCAAAACGUCGGCGAUUAUUACAUUGUGGGCAGUGCAAAAUUAGUUAACGUCACGAGUAACCGCUCUCUUGUUUCCGUUGGUGUUCUACACUACCACAACUCAACUACCCCUCCUAACGGGCCUCUACCCGUCGGGCCCGACCCGUUUGACAUCAACUCUUCCGUCACCCAAACUAGAUUAAUCACGUGGAAUUUGACGGCUGGGGCAGCUAGGCCUAACCCACAAGGAUCAUUCAAUGUAUCAAACGUGACGUUAUCACAGAGCUUUAUUCUUCUUGGAUCUACGUCCAAGAUCGAUUCUCGUGUAAAAUACACCGUUAACAACGUCUCGUACCUCACCCCCAAUACUCCGUUAAAGUUGGCGGAUUACGCCUUGAACGGCGGCUCCGGCGUGUUUGAGCUGGAUAAAUAUCCGGCCAACACUAGCCUGUCCAAGGCGGUGAACGGAACCUUUGUGGUUUCCGGCACACACAAAGGAUGGCUAGAAAUUGUGUUUAAGAAUGAUUUGGACAAUGCCAUGGACUCUUGGCAUUUAGAUGGAUAUGGUUUCUAUGUUGUUGGGGUAGGUUUUGGGGAGUGGUCGCCAGCAUCACGACAAAUGUAUAAUCGUUAUGAUCCGGUUGUCCGUUCUACCGUUCAGGUGUACCCUAAAGGAUGGACAGCAGUUUAUGUAUACUUAUCCAAUCCAGGGAUGUGGAAUUUGAGGUCACAACAUUUGAAGAAAUGGUACCUGGGCCAAGAGCUCUACAUUAGAGUGUAUGAUCCUGAUCCCAACCCUGCCAAAGAGAAACCUCCACCCCAAAAUCUACUUUAUUGUGGAAAAGUACAACCACCACCAUCUCCACCUCCAUCUCCAUCUACGCCUCAAACACCGCCACCAAAUCCAAAUAUAGUGCCGCCUCCGGCACCAGUGCCAGCCAGUGCAACAAUGUCACAAAUGCGAUGGUUUAACAUUGGCUUAAUACUUGUUCUCCUUAUACUUUAA
Messenger RNA from Ipomoea triloba (trilobed morning glory), 1818 nucleotides. RefSeq names its product monocopper oxidase-like protein SKS2. The record is from RefSeq and is a predicted model, not a curated record. NCBI's taxonomy places the organism in Eukaryota, Viridiplantae, Streptophyta, Magnoliopsida, Solanales, Convolvulaceae. Gene Ontology annotation, molecular function: copper ion binding; oxidoreductase activity. The transcript has 10 exons. The coding region runs from base 1 to 1818 and encodes 605 amino acids.